Messenger RNA from Peromyscus leucopus (white-footed mouse), 1487 nucleotides. RefSeq names its product S-phase kinase-associated protein 2-like. Gene Ontology annotation, molecular function: protein binding. NCBI's taxonomy places the organism in Eukaryota, Metazoa, Chordata, Mammalia, Rodentia, Cricetidae. The record is from RefSeq and is a predicted model, not a curated record. Bases 166 to 1473 code for a protein of 435 amino acids. The transcript has a single exon.
UCAAAUGGCAGCUGCUGAAGAGCGUGAUGCUGAAUUCCUGCGCAUGCGCAUGCGCACUGUGGUGAUGGACCGUUGGUAGUUCGCAGACCGGCAGUUGGGGCCACCGGUAUCGCUUUUCGUCACGCUCUGGAGUGGGAGUCUAAGAGAUAGGCAGAUCUUCAAUUAAUGGACACAUUCAAAACCCCUGAAUCCGUGGACACAAUGAACAGGAAGCACCUUCAGAAGAUUCCAGACCAAAGUAGCAAUGUCACCACCAGCUUCAUGUGGGGAUGUGAUUCCGGCAAAACUUUUGAACUACUAUCAGGUAUGGGUGUCUCUGCCUUGGGGAAGGAGGUGAACAGUGAGAACAUUCCACAUGAACUGCUCUCAAACCCCGGCCACCCCCAGAACCCUCCAAGGAAAUGGCUAAAGAUCAAGGGCCGUGACAAAGACUAUGUGAUCAUCCGUAGGCCUAAGCUCAAUCAAGAGAACUUUCCAGGUGUUUCCUGGAACUUGCUUCCAGAUGAGCUGCUCCUUGGAAUCUUUUCCUGCCUGUGCCUCCCUGAGCUGCUGACAGUCUCUGGAGUCUGCAAGAGGUGGUACCGCCUCUCACUCGAUGAGUCCCUCUGGCAGUCCCUCGACCUCACAGGUAAAAAUCUACACCCUGAUGUGACUGUCCGCUUGCUUUCUCAAGGGGUGAUCGCCUUCCGUUGCCCACGAUCGUUUAUGGAGCAACCAUUGGGUGAAAGUUUCAGCUCUUUUCGAGUACAGCACAUGGACCUGUCGAACUCAAUUAUAAAUGUGUCAAACCUCCAUGGGAUUCUGUCUGGAUGCUCCAAGCUGCAGAAUCUAAGCCUGGAAGGACUACAGCUUUCAGAUCCCAUUGUCAACACUCUCACACAGAAUGAAAACCUGGUGCGACUAAACCUUUGUGGGUGCUCUGGAUUUUCUGGAUCUGCUGUGGCGACCCUGCUAAGCAGCUGUUGCAGACUGAUUGAACUGAAUCUCUCCUGGUGCUCUGAGUUCACUAAAAAGCAUGUGCAAGCGGCUGUGGCACAUUUAUCAGCUACCAUCACCCAGCUCAACCUCAGUGGCUACCGAAAGAACUUCCAGAAAACAGAUCUUUGUACCUUAAUUAAACGGUGCCCCAACCUUGUUCACCUCGAUUUAAGUGACAGUAUCUUGCUAAAGAAUGACUGCUUUCCAGAAUUUUUUCACCUCAACUACCUCCAACACCUCUCACUCAGCCGGUGCUAUGAUAUAAUACCUGAAACUCUACUUGAACUUAGAGGAAUUCCCACACUAAAAACACUACAAGUUUUUGGAAUCGUGCCAGAUGGUACCCUUAAGCUGUUGAGAGAAUCCCUUCCUCACUUGCAGAUUAAUUGUGCCUAUUUCACCACCAUUGCGAGGCCAACUAUGGACAGCAAAAAGAACCCAGAGAUUUGGGGUAUCAAGUGCCGACUGACUCUGCAAAAGCCCAGUUAUGUAUAAAGUGCUUGCUGCAG